Molecule: messenger RNA, 1245 nt
Organism: Callithrix jacchus (white-tufted-ear marmoset)
Lineage: Eukaryota; Metazoa; Chordata; Mammalia; Primates; Cebidae
Gene: CAPS
Product: calcyphosine
Cellular component (GO): vesicle
Molecular function (GO): calcium ion binding
Source: RefSeq, a predicted model, not a curated record
CAUUCAUGCAGCUGGGCCCCGCCUUGUCUCCAGAGGCACCUUCCACUAGCAACAGUCUCCCCGGGCACAACACAGCUAACACAAGGCCUGGCGGGCAGGAUUCUGGUACAGAAGCAGGCCCACUGCCCAGAGAGCCCAGACCCAGCAUGGACGCUGUGGAAGCCACGAUGGAGAAACUCCGGGCACAGUGCCUGUCCCGCGGAGCCUCGGGCAUCCAGGGCCUGGCCAGGUUUUUCCGCCGACUGGACCGGGAUGGGAGCAGAUCUCUGGACGCUGAUGAGUUCCGGCAGGGCCUGGCCAAACUGGGGCUGGUGCUGGACCAGGCAGAGGCAGAGGGCGUGUGCAGGAAGUGGGACCGUGAUGGCAGCGGGACACUGGAUCUGGAGGAGUUCCUUCGGGCACUGCGGCCCCCCAUGUCCCAGGCCCGGGAGGCAGUCAUUGCUGCUGCGUUUGCCAAGCUGGACAGCAGUGGGGACGGUGUGGUGACUGUGGACGACCUCCGAGGGGUGUACAGUGGCCGAGACCACCCUAAGGUGCGCAGUGGGGAGUGGACCGAGGACAAGGUGCUGCGCCGCUUCCUGGACAACUUCGACUCCUCCGAGAAGGACGGGCAGGUCACGCUGGCGGAAUUCCAGGACUACUACAGCGGCGUGAGCGCCUCCAUGAACACAGAUGAGGAGUUUGUGGCCAUGAUGACCAGUGCCUGGCAGCUGUGAGCUGCUCAGGCUCAGCCCUGCUGCCCUGGCCUGUCACUCCCCACCCCUACCCAAGACUCCCCCUUUCCUGGGCCCCUACUCUCCUGGUUAGCCACACCACAGGGCAGGGAGGGGCAGGUGGGGGAAUGGAGGCCACGGGAGGCCAGGUCCCUGCUGGGUGGCCAGGUGGAGGUAGGACAAAGGGGUCACUGGCACAGGGCCCCAGGGAGAAACACUCCCCACCCACCCAUGCCGACAUGAGGCCUUGGAGCCCCUGUGGAUGCCCCUGCUGAGGCCCCCCUGACUCCCCCAUCCAGCCUGCUGCUCCUCACCCCUCCCUUGGAGGUCCCCCAAGAAGCUAGGCUACCCGGGUGUGAGGAGGCCCUGCUGGAAGGCAGUUUGGACCUGCCCAGGUGUGGAGCGAGGGGCAAGGGGCAUCCUAACCUCAGAAACCAAAACAAAGCCUUUUGAAAAAAAAAAAAACCUGUAAAUCAUCAGCCCCAAAUCAGAGGAUGGCAAAUGGGGAAUAAAGGCAGUAGUUAAGACCAUA